Cuscuta campestris is the source of this 1306-nucleotide messenger RNA. Lineage: Eukaryota; Viridiplantae; Streptophyta; Magnoliopsida; Solanales; Convolvulaceae. The record is from the annotation of a GenBank genome assembly.
CGAUCGGAGGUAGAGAAGAUUGGCUUUGGAUCAAUUUUAAAGAUGGAAAUUUCAGAGUUGCCCGCGAGGUUAGGACAUUGGGUUGUGGAGAAUUACAAUGCAUGAAGCAGCACCCUGCAACUUCCUAAGGACAGAGAGAUGCACAUAACUAAAGAGGAUGUGUAUAUUGUGUUGGGUUGGCCAAAUGGUGGACAAAAGAUUGAGUGCAACAAUAGUAACAAGGACAGAAUUCUCCUAGAAGAAUGGAGACUUAAAUUUGGAAGGAAAGAUGGUAAAAUUACCGCUGGUGAUGUUGUGGAAAAGAUGUUGAUGUGUAAAGAGGGAGGGGAGUGGUUUAUACGGCAUUUCAUGGUGUUUUAUGUGGAUCGUGUUGCUGUUUACACGAGAUUGGGAGCAGAACAACUGAUUGUGAUGGUGAAUACAAUGGAUGAUGAUGCACAGGAACAUGAAUCUAGUGCAAACGAAAGUGAUGCUCCGGUGGACUUGGUGGUGGAGGAUUCCGAGGAGAGCAUGCUCUUGGAUGACAAUCCAAUUUGGAGUAGUCCAGAGGUCAUAGCUGCUGUUGAUUUAGCUGAGAAGGCAACACAGGUGAGAGCCAAAUAUCAUGAGGUGGUAAGUGAUAUGCCUUCUUUUAGCUUAGGAAUGACACAGGAGUAUAAAGGUGACGGAUGUGGCAUAACAUCCAUCGAACAUGAUGGGAAAAAGAUAGAUGUGGGGAGUCUGAAUACUGAGGUGACUCCAUUACGGGUUUGUGAAAUGGCAGUUGUAGAGAGUGCUGAGGGAGGAAAAUCAAAUCCUUUUAAUAAUAGCAAAAAGGAUGAGAAUGAUCAGAAUGAAGAUGUGGGAGGCAUGAAAAGGAAAAGCGAGGAGCGAUAUACACACGAGGGUAAUGCGUAUGAAGCAGAUGUUGCAUAUAAAUUGUUUUGUGAUGCUAUCAAAUAUGGAUGGAGCUCAACUUCUCCCUGUAAUGUGGACUUGAGUAACCGCUUUGAGAUCUUGAACAGCUCCUCUGAGAAUGUAUCAUUUGAUGAUAAGUAUGAUGGAAUGCCCAAGGACAUUGGAGACAUGGUUAUAUGUUUCUUCAAUGAGAAAGGGCUUGGUGCGAAGGUUUUGAAGCUUAAGGGCCAAGCUGCACACCGUUUGGAAAUGCCGUGGAGAGAAGCAAAGACAAUCCAUGAUUAUGGGGUUACAACCAUGAGGCAUUUCGAGACCUACAUGGGUCAAUCUUUGAGGAAAUGGGAAUGUGGUUUGACAAGGGUGAUCAGAAAUCGAUAAAUGCACUGAGGAGCAAAUAUUGUGCUGCGAU